AUGCAGUGGGCAGUGUACAUAAUAACAGCUGGGGCAGUAACUGCUCUAUGUGCAAGUCUCAUGGGUUCACUUCUUCCACAGCCCAGGAUGUUCAUGGCUAUGGCUAGAGAUGGAUUGUUACCGUCAUUCUUUUCAGACAUUGAUAAACACACCCAGGUUCCUGUAAAGAGCACGAUAGUGAUUGGGAUUCUUGCUACAGCCCUUGCAUUUUUCAUGGAUGUUUCACAGUUAGCAGGGAUGGUGAGUGUGGGUACAAUACUUGCGUUCACUGCUGUUGCGGUUUCUGUCCUGAUACUGAGAUACGUUCCACCUGAUGUAGUCCCCCUUGCCUCAUCAUUUCAUGAGUCUAUUGAUGCUUCUUCGCCUUUGCUGCUUGGUGGUGGUGAUGUUGAGGAUGUUUCUAGCUUGAAAUUUAAGGAUCCCGUCAAGUUCUUUGAUCAUGGGCGGGACGUGGCUCCGAGCCUCCGAGUAUCAGUAUGGCUGCUGAUUGGAGCAGUUAUCUACUUGUUCUAUGGUCGGACUCACAGCUCUCUCAUGGAUGCCGUUUACGUUCCUAAUGCAUACGCAGAUAAGGUAUAUCGUGCUUCGUCAAGUUACCAG
Messenger RNA from Linum tenue, 600 nucleotides. The record is from the annotation of a GenBank genome assembly. NCBI's taxonomy places the organism in Eukaryota, Viridiplantae, Streptophyta, Magnoliopsida, Malpighiales, Linaceae.